This is a messenger RNA of Kluyveromyces marxianus DMKU3-1042, 504 nucleotides long. It is a transcript of the gene RPA14, whose product is annotated as DNA-directed RNA polymerase I subunit RPA14. Lineage: Eukaryota; Fungi; Ascomycota; Saccharomycetes; Saccharomycetales; Saccharomycetaceae. Bases 1 to 504 code for a protein of 167 amino acids. The transcript has a single exon. The record is from RefSeq and is a predicted model, not a curated record.
AUGCUUAGAGGAACCAGAAGACCCGCACACUCUACUUUAAACACGCCUGUAGUGGUACAUCAAGUCGGAACCCCAUCGUAUCUAUCGAAAGAAGAAGUACUCAAUUUCCUAUCCACAUUCAUAAGCGAGAAAGAAGCUAUCCCAGCAGUCUCAUUAGCAUCUAGAGCUGAAUCCGUCACCCAGACUUCUAUCACUUCCGGUGGUGUCAGCACCGAAGAAGUAGCAUUGGACACACAGUUGUCCAGUGCACUAGCGCAGUUGAAAAGAGUCGAAAGAGACUUCAAGGGCUUGCCUCCCCAGGUGUUAGAGACAGAACCAUCAUCAUCAAACACUGCUCAGAAGACCACCCCAGAUGUAGAUACCGUUGAAAAAUCGGCCACAGGAGGAAAAAAGAUAAAGUUUGCUGAUGAGUCGGAACCUUCAGAAACUGUUAAUGCAUCUGGAGCCUCCAAGGACACCUCAGACUCGUCUUCCUCAGACUCAUCCUCGUCAGACUCCGAAUAG